CGCCAAAAUAUUUAUGCUGUCGCGCUGUCCUUCUUCAACGGAGCCGCUGUUCGCGGUCAACAGUGAUGGUUGUGGUGUUCGUGCUUGCGCUUGUGGUGAUGGUGGUGGUGGGGCUGAUGGUGGAGGACGUGGAUGGUGUGCCGUUAAGCCUGAGCCAGAACAACCAGCUUGUCUUUGUGAUUGGCGUCCAAUAUGAGGCCAUCAUGCAUGUUAUGGACAUCCUCGGCCAGCACCCAGAAGUGUCUCUUCUGUCAGGCACUGGGAAGCCAAAGAACGAUGCGCAACACUUGCAGAAUGUCUUCAAGACAGCGCACGAGCUGGGCGGCAUGCUGUCAUUCUCCUUUCACGAUGAGGCGCAUAUGACGGAGAAAUCGGAGCUGUUCACAGACGACAGCAGACUUGCGCUCCUCGGUAGCUGGCGCGACCACUGGGACCUGGAUAAGCCCCUUUUAGCACUCCAGUCCCCCCGUUUUGCCACCAUGACGCGCUACCUCCAGGCGCUGUUUGGGGAGGAUAACACCAAGUUUGUCGUGGUGCUGCAACAUCCGUUGCAUGCAUGGCGGCCUGCCCUGAACAUGUAUUGGCAGCAGGCGGCGCUGUCGUGUGGCAAACCGUUUGUGCAGCAGUGGGUGCACAUUCACCAGACACUUGAGGAGGACAUGGCGCACCUCAAGCAUGUGCACGUCGUGCGAUACGAAGACCUCGUGCCAGCGUCACACGUGCCAACGCCAGAUAACCAGCUGCACCAGUACAACCGCGAACCAGCGUUCAAAUUCCGUGGCGCAGGCGCUGGCUGGAGACAGGGACAGGGACUCAUGCAGGCACCGCGGUUCACAUCACUAGCGCAGCAACAGCGGCAACAGCAGCAGGUUCUCAACAGCCUCUUCCACUUUCUUCGCGUCUCUCGGCCCGUUGCUCUCUGGACUUCGUUUCAAGACUCUGCCAUCCUCAACCACAGGUAG
Salpingoeca rosetta is the source of this 962-nucleotide messenger RNA. RefSeq lists its product as uncharacterized. NCBI's taxonomy places the organism in Eukaryota, Choanoflagellata, Craspedida, Salpingoecidae. The record is from RefSeq and is a predicted model, not a curated record. Bases 66 to 962 code for a protein of 298 amino acids. The transcript is spliced from 5 exons.